Blepharisma stoltei is the source of this 3584-nucleotide messenger RNA. The record is from the annotation of a GenBank genome assembly. Lineage: Eukaryota; Ciliophora; Heterotrichea; Heterotrichida; Blepharismidae.
AUGAAAAACACCGAAAAGGACUCUGAUUCAUCAAAACUGUUACUAUAUUGCGUUACAAAAUUUCUCUCAAAUUUUCCUCAACUUCUUGAAGUUAUGAAAUCAUUAAAAAAUAAAGUAAAUUUUUAUUCAGUGCGAAGAGUUUAAUUUAUAUCCUCAAAGGACAACUUUUAAUGGCAAGCCUGCAAAGAGGACCUAUGAAGAUCUGCUGAUCGCUCAUCCUCAGCUUAACCCGAAAGAGAUUUUUGAGAGAGCGCUAGCCCUCCCACCAACCUUUAUGCCAUCAUUUAAUAAAAACUUGCACGAAUGAAUAAAUUCUCGAGAGCUUAGCCAAAAUGCAGGCCUUCCUCCUAAUUUUUUCCACAAAUUUGAAUGGAAAAAGACUUUUGUUGGCCAUAUAAAGCAAACAUAUGACAGUGAUUUUUGCCCAGUUCUGUGUGUUAGGGUUGAUCAUGAAGGCAAUAAAGUUCUUACAGGCGCAGACGAUAAGCUAAUCAAAGUAUGAGAUGCUAAUAAUGGAACUUUGCUUUACACAAUGAAAGGCCACAGAGGAGAAAUUGCAGAUAUUUUGAUAACUCCUUGCAAUCGAUAUGUCAUAAGUGGAUGCACAUCAGGAGAUUUGAUUGUGUGGGAACUGGAAACUGGUGAUAUAAUCACCCAAAAUAACGACGCGGCUGGGGAGAUAUCGUCGCUUGAGUUUUUUAAGUCAUAUGAAGGGGAUUUAUUUUUUAUUUCUUGUAGUAAAUCGGGUAGAGCUUGUGUAUACAGCGAGUCUAUCUUUGAUGGAUCAGAAGACUCUGGAAUGGUCUGAUAUUAUUCAAAUGACUCUAAUAAGAUGCUUUGUGUUUCUCCUCAUCCUGCUGGGAACUUUGUUGCAAUUGGGACUAGAAAAGGAUUAUUACAAAUAUGAAGCUUAAAGCCAUUAGAGACAAGGGCUGAAUAUGACCCUAAAAACCAUUUAAUGUGCGUUCUAACUGAAAAAAAGUCAUCAGAUAUACUAAUUGACCAAGAAUCGCCCACUAAGGAGCCAUUCUUGGUCUGCCAGAAAAAAUUUUGACAAAAGAUCCUAAUCUGCCAUUACCACUGAGUUUUGGUGUUUCCAAAUUUUUUUGGCAAGCCAAAUGCAUCAUCGCAAAAGAACAAUUUUUUUUAUUGCAUUUGGCUUGCCCAAGAAAUUUGGAAACACCAAAACUCAGUGGUAAUGGCAGAUUAGGAUCUUUUUGUCAAAAUUUUUUCUGGCAGACCAAGAAUUGCUCCAUAGUGGGCUAUUCUUGGUCAAUUAGUAUAUCAACUUUGUAGAGUGGUCGCCUUGUGGAAACUUUUUAAUCACAGGAAGCCUCAGCCACCAUGCAGUUUUGUGGAAAUUUGACAGAAGCCUUUACAGGAAAUUUAUUGAAAAUAACCGAAAUCCAAUUGAAGCCUCUUUAAUGAAAAUCACUGAGGUGUCAGAUAAAGGGAAAACCAAGUGCUAUUCAAUUUCUUGGAAUUUAAGUGGAGACUAUGCACUCAUCUGUGCAGAAAAUACAUUUGUAGUUGGCAGAAAAGGAGCAAGUACCCCUCCUCAGUUUAGCUUAAAACUGUGGAGCAAAAAAGAGAUGAAAGUUGUUUGUGCCUUGGGCGAUGAAAAAUGUAAGCAUAAAAACAAGAUCCUAUCUCUCAGAAAACACCCAACUCAAGAUAAUAUAAUGCUUUCAGCUGACUUUGAUGGAUUGAUAAUCAUAUGAGAUCUGUUUCGCCGAAUCGCUGUAAAAUCAUUUAAAGAAUCAGGCAAUUUUAUUUUGGCUCCGAUUUUAGAUCUUCCAUUGGUUGAUUGCAAUUGGUUCGAAGAUGGAACUGGAUUUGUGGUUUCAAGCCAAAUUGGAACUUUUUCGAUUUAUGGAGUUGGGGGUCGAGAUGAGUAUAUAGCAUCUCCAAUCCAGCAGUUUUUUACUUCAGAUUAUUCAUUAGAUAAUGCAAUGAGAUGUGUACUCGCGGACAAGUUUAUGCAUCCACAUCCAUAUCAGCCUCCUGUUCCGAUUUAUUAUUUAUCAAGAGGAAUUUCUCAAAAUCAGCCAAGCCCUUACCAGCAGAGAUAUGAGUACGGUCUUCAAGAAGAGAAAAAGAUUGAAUUUUUGCAAGAAAGAGAUGAAUUUCAUCCACUCUUUAUGGAUGCCAACCACCUAGACGAAUCUGAAGAAGAAGCUGAAUCAAGCAUCUCAUCUUUAGAAUCUGAGCCUAAUGAUGAAGAAAUAAUAGCUCCAGAGCAUGACAAUGUCCUUGUCGUCGAAACAGAUCCAUACUGUGCAAGAUGCAAAGGAAUCCUUGACGUCCAAACAAUGUGAUGCUAUGAGUGCAAUCAAAUUUAUCAUCCUUCCUGCCUUAAAGCCAUUGAGUCGCAAGUAGAAAAAAAUGUAUGCAUUUUGUGUUUCAAAAAAGCAAUUGGGAGCAUUAAUGAAGUUCCUCAUGCAAGACGAAAAAUGAUAAGUAGAGAUUACCUGGAGCUUGAGGAUAGUGAUGCCUCAAGAUAUAUUCCUCAAGUUGGCGACCAAGUAGUGUUUUUCUUACAAGGAUACGAAUCAUUUUUAAAGCACCAUCAAAAUUAUCCUCUUUUAGAUAGCGAGCUAUUAUCAUAUAUCCAGCCAACCUAUAUGGAAAUAGAAGCUAUUGAGUACAUUUGGCCAGGCGAACAAAACCUUGACUCCACUACUUCUCACAUUAUUAUGAAGCUUACAUUUAAAGUCUAUAAGGAAGAUAAGCUGCACAAAGCCUUGUAUAUGUUAGAUGAUUUUUUACCAGAAUAUAUUGUCCUGAAAGAUAUUUUUGACAAAAAACUUCGGCAUGUAUACCCCAAGCUGAAGCCAGGAAACGUUGUAUAUGCAAAAAUUGAUGGAGGACUUUAUCGAGCAAUCAUUAAAGAAAUAUCAUGCAAAGAAGAAGCCUUUCGAGACUCUCCAUGGGAAGCAAUUGUUGUCGAAUAUCUCGAUGAUGUGCAGCCAGUAAACCAACGAUCUCGAAGGAACAGCAAAAAUUCUCCAAGGCUCAGCUUUUGGGAAAUUGAACUAUCCCAAAGCUAUGAUAUUUCCUUAAUUUGCCCAAUUUCUUCUGAAGAAAGCAUUCUGGAGUGUUCAGAACGAAUAAGAAGCUUGAUGAGUGACUCAAGAGCUAAUUAUUUUAAUCAAAAAAUAAGCUCGACUGAAAUAAAAAAUUACUAUAACGAAGUUAUGGUGCCCUCUUAUAUAAGACUGAUUCAUGAUAGGAUCAUAAAUAGGUACUACAGGACCCAAAAUGCUAUCCUUGAAGAUAUUGAUUUGAUGAUUAAUAAUUCAGUCAAAAUUAAUGGAGAAAGAGCUAAAAUAACGAGAAACGGAAACUAUAUAACUGACAAACUUAAAAUGAUUAUUAAUAAAUAUAGCUCGAAAGAGUUACCAUUUAGAGAAAUUUCUAUACAACUGCCUAAGGCCAGCAGCCAUGUUGUGGGCUAUGAGUAUCCUUGGAACGUAGAAUGGUGCAUGCCCAGAGAGAUUGUGGAGCGUGAAGACACAGAAGUGGAAGUUCCUAAAAAAGAAGAUGGCGGAAGAAGAAAGUUGAGGAAGACAAGAGAAAGAUAA